Molecule: messenger RNA, 567 nt
Organism: Echinococcus granulosus
Lineage: Eukaryota; Metazoa; Platyhelminthes; Cestoda; Cyclophyllidea; Taeniidae
Product: 39S ribosomal protein L12
Exons: 3
Coding region: 1-567 (188 amino acids)
Biological process (GO): mitochondrial transcription; translation
Cellular component (GO): ribosome; mitochondrial large ribosomal subunit
Molecular function (GO): structural constituent of ribosome
Source: RefSeq, a predicted model, not a curated record
AUGCUUUGUUUCGGGAAAAAUUUCGCUAAUAAGUUGACCUUUUGCCCUUACAGCAAGGCGUUUUUUAAUCGUAAAUUCCCUAGCUUGUUUUCCGCCGCGGUUCAUAAGGCUGACGAGAAGAUGCAUGCACUGACACUUAAUGGGGACGAGAAGGAACAUUCAUCACGUAUCGUGAGGAUUGUUGACGAGAUCGCCUCUUUGACUCUGCUUGAAGUCGCUGAUCUGAACGAACUCUUGGCCAAGCGGCUAAAUAUCAAGGCACCGGUCCACGCCGUGACUCCCAUGUCUCCACAGCCAGCCUCACCAAAGGAACAUGAGGAAAGAGAGGAGGUAGAACAAGCGCCCUCAAAGACCGCUUACGCCGUUAAGCUAAUGAAGUUUGACGCCACAAAGAAGGUAGCCCUGAUUAAGGAGAUUAAGAACAUUCUUCCGGACAUGAAUCUGGUGCAGGCUAAGAAGUUUGUCGAGGCUGCUCCGGGAGUUUUGAAGAAGGACCUUAGCAAAGACGAGGCAGAACAAAUAAAAAGGGCCCUGGAGGCUUGCGGUGCCGCUGUAGAACUCGAGUGA